Xylona heveae TC161 is the source of this 1529-nucleotide messenger RNA. RefSeq lists its product as hypothetical. The transcript is spliced from 2 exons. Gene Ontology annotation, biological process: protein monoubiquitination; protein polyubiquitination. Gene Ontology annotation, molecular function: ubiquitin protein ligase activity. Lineage: Eukaryota; Fungi; Ascomycota; Xylonomycetes; Xylonales; Xylonaceae. The record is from RefSeq and is a predicted model, not a curated record. Bases 36 to 1187 code for a protein of 383 amino acids.
UCCACGCACAGCUUUCGCAAGUACAACAGAGUUGUAUGGACAGCGACACGACGAUUCGACAGCAAGUCUUGCAAAACACACUGAAGGAAGUCCACUUCCGACAUGAGGAUGGCAAAACCGAGGACAGUCACGCCGUUUCUCACGAAGAGCCCUGCGUCAUCUGCCUCGAACGGAUUUCUGAGCUCGCGAUAGCCGUUCCAUGCCAGCACCAUAACUUUGAUUUUCUUUGCCUCGUGAGCUGGCUUCAGCAGCAGUCAUCCUGUCCAUUAUGUAAAUCCGAAGUUACGGCGGUCAAAUAUGGCCCAUCACCACAAGGUUACAAGACCUACACAGUCACAUCUACGACUCCCACUCCAACUCCCACUCCCACGCCGAGCUCGGGUCCAUCUCAAGCCUCCUCGCGUUUCCGCGGCUCCGGUGCUCCGCUGCAGCACCGCCCAUUCGGACCCCGCAGACCCCGUCGGCCUCUCUCCCCUCCUAGUCCCAACGAAGCACUUGUUCGGCGGAGACGCGUCUACCGGCACCAGCUAUACUCGCGACACGUUGGGUCUAAUCGUUUAUCUCGAUUUCGGGACUUGACUCCGCAAAUGUUCUGUCGCGACGCUGAGCUGGUUUCGCGCGCGCGAAAAUGGAUUCGGCGGGAGUUGCAAGUCUUUGCUUUUCUGAACCCAGAAACUACAAAUGGAGACGGAAGCGGCGGAGGUGACGAAGCAGUCUCUCGAAGGGCCAACAAUGCCGAGUUCUUGCUGGAAUAUAUCAUUGCUAUUCUCAAAACUGUGGAUAUCAAAGACAGCGGCGGACAAGCGGAGGAUAUGCUGCAGGAGUUUCUCGGUAGAGACAAUGCGAAGUUAUUCUUGCACGAGCUCCGAGCCUGGCUUCGAAGCCCGUAUGUCUCGCUGCAAGAUUGGGAUCGCGCGGUACAGUAUGAUGAAUCCGCAAUCAAGAAUCCCGAGUCUUCUGGUCUCGGAGAAGUUGCGGAGUCUGAACCGAGUCGCCCUCGAGCCAGAGACCGUACUGAAGCACCGCCUGAAACUUCGUCGCAAAUUCCAGCUGGGGCUGAGCCUGGGCCGGUCCGCAGAGCAAGGACCGAUCAUUAUUCGCCCAGAAGAAGAAGCCCUUACAACGAUAGUCGUGAACGCCGAGGCCGACGGGGAUUUCGGCCAACAGAUCGGUACAUUCCUGACUGAAGCCUGCAAAGCCGUUCUGCUUGGUUCGGACGAAUCGGCCUUUUCCUUUUUUUCGCCUUUUACUCUGGUCCACUUGGUUCCAAUGGUUGCUUUUUCACCUUUUACUGGUCCCCAUGGUCCCAAUGAUUCCUUUUUUCACCUUUCCCUGGUCCCCUGGUGCCAACGAGUCACUGUCCAAUUCAGCAUCGUACUAUACCCAUUUCUCCUUUUUUCCCUCUUACAACUGUUCAAUAGCAUCCAGUUUCGGCACCUCAUAUGUACCAUAACUCUUUUUUCUGAAAUGACUCGAAAUUUUGAACAAAAAAGUAUAUUAGAUUUAUCGAAAGCAAUUUAGACUUGGCC